Molecule: messenger RNA, 1740 nt
Organism: Uloborus diversus
Lineage: Eukaryota; Metazoa; Arthropoda; Arachnida; Araneae; Uloboridae
Product: ubiquitin carboxyl-terminal hydrolase 22-like
Exons: 13
Coding region: 164-1645 (493 amino acids)
Biological process (GO): protein deubiquitination
Molecular function (GO): cysteine-type deubiquitinase activity; zinc ion binding
Source: RefSeq, a predicted model, not a curated record
AUGACUUAUUUAUCGGGAGUGCGGUUCAUACUUGAUGUUUCAAGAAUGUUUUGAAUAAUUUUUGACAAGCGGAUAUUUAUUCCAAAAUUGACGGAGAAAGAUUUUCUUCAAAUAGCACUUAAUAUUUCUCUUGCGAACUUCUUGGAGGAAUCGAAAACAAGUAAUGAAUGUUUAUUGUGCACACCUAAAUGAAUUUUUAAACAAAAAUGGGACUGAUUCAUAUCAACUCAUACAUUCAUACUUUAUUACUUGCAUUGCUAAAGGUGCACCAAAAAGGAAGGCUAGGGAUUGCUACUGUAGAAUAUGCCAUAAGAGGAAACACAUACAUGCAUGCCUGGAAUGUCCCUAUUUCGGUUGUUAUCCUGAGCAUAUUCGAAUACAUCAUGUAACAGCAAAACAUUGCUUUGCUGUCGAACUUUUGUAUGGUGGAGUGUACUGUUUCAUUUGCUCAGACUAUAUGUAUCAUACAAAGCUCGUAUCAAUUGGAAGAAAGAAUAAAGUACUUGAAGCUAAAGUUCAUGGAACACAUUUAUUUUCUCCUUGGCAGCCAACUGCAGAACAAUUGCAUUUAAUGGGGAAAAUGUUUUUCGAGGAUAAUAAACUAAAAGUCCAUACGUUUUCUGGAUUAAGAGGUAUUCACAACUUUGGUAAUACUUGCUACAUAAGCUGCAUUCUGCAAGUUUUCAUACAUACUCCUCUAUUAAUGGACUACUUUUUGGGAGACAAACAUGUCUGCAAAUUAAAUUCAAAUUGUAUGGUAUGUGAAAUGAUCUCCAUAUAUCAGAAGUUUUAUUCACCUCAGAAGUGUGAAUUAGUGCUUGAAAAACUCUUAUAUCUAGUCUUUAAAACCGCAAACCAGUUUUCAAGUACAGAUCAGCAAGAUGCAGAAGAAUUUUUUUUGAAAUUCAUUGAUGUUCUGUGUAUGCAUAAUGGAGGAGUGUCUGAACCAGGAAUAUCACAUUGCGAGUGUAUCUUUCAUAAAACAUUUUCGUCUCUUGUCUGGGAAGAGACUUUAUGUUCAAACUGCUCUACUGUUUUGAAUACACGUUCAGAAGAAUAUCUGCUAUGCCUGUCAUUGGAUUUAGGAACUGAAGGAUGUACCAGUGAUGGAAAGAAGAAAACUAUAAAAAAUUGUUUAGAGAAGUAUACUUCAAAGCAGAUGAGGGGAGUCAAGAAAUUCUGUGUCGAAUGCAAUGAAGAGACUGACACAUGUACUCAACGAACUAUCAAAAAGCUUCCUGUUGUUGUCAGUUUACAUUUACAGCGCAAGUCACACUUUACAGAAGGCUAUGGAACCAAAAAAGUAACUUUUAUUAAAAAUACUGAGUUUGUUGAAUUUAAUGAUUGCUUAGAUUUGUCAUCCUUCGUUUCAUGUUUUUGUGAGACCAACAAAAAAAAUCCACCGCCAGGAUACAGUGUUUUGAAUGACUAUAGUAAAAGGUACUCUCUGUAUGCAGUUGUAUGUCAUAAAGGCAAUGUUGAUUCUGGUCAUUAUAUAUGCUAUGUGAAGUUGACUGAUAACGAAUGGUAUAUAUGUGAUGAUAGUAAAAUAAGAAAAGUUCAACCCAGUGAAGUUUUCAGUGCUGAAGGGUACAUGCUAUUUUAUCACAAGAAAAUUCUGGACUAUGAUGUGGAUAGCCUGUGAUGUUCUUGUUUCUUUUUUAUUUACUGUUAUAAGUUGUUGUAUGUACAAUACUGUAUAAAACUUUAUAUUUAAAUAAUUAAAAAAUCAACCUGAAA